AUCACAUACCAGAACUGAGACAGCAGAUGGACGGGAUCGGGAAAAUCAGGAGCAUAUCAGAACUGCUUCACUCGAAAGGACUGAAAGACAGGGAUAAGAAGGAAAAGGCUAGGGAUACGAUGCAGCAAGUGUUGGCACAACAAAGCUACAAACAAGUUCUCAAUAACUGUGUAUCCACACUGGAUCCUAAACUCACCUUAGGAGGAUUAAAAGACCGUGAGUGUCGUUUCUAUGACUCCAAGAUGAGGCCACUACUCAUGGUCUAUGAGAAUCCAGACCCCUCUGCUUCCCCUGGGGACAUCAGAGUCAUAUUCAAAAAUGGAGAUGGUAAGGGAUUGUAUUUUUAUUUAUAUGUACAUGUACAUGUACGUAAUGUACAUUGUGCAUGUAUGGGUACUCCACAGGAUUUUG
This is a messenger RNA of Amphimedon queenslandica, 411 nucleotides long. RefSeq names its product phosphatidylinositol 4,5-bisphosphate 3-kinase catalytic subunit delta isoform-like. NCBI's taxonomy places the organism in Eukaryota, Metazoa, Porifera, Demospongiae, Haplosclerida, Niphatidae. The record is from RefSeq and is a predicted model, not a curated record. The annotation marks the transcript as partial. The transcript has 3 exons.